Symbiodinium pilosum is the source of this 1362-nucleotide messenger RNA. The record is from the annotation of a GenBank genome assembly. NCBI's taxonomy places the organism in Eukaryota, Dinophyceae, Suessiales, Symbiodiniaceae.
AUGGAGCCCUGCCCUAGGGCUCCUGGGAUCCAAGUCAGGCUACCUUCAGCUACCCUGGCGCCUGCGGCCCUCGGGCGGCCGAACCCCAGCAGCGGUAGUGUCAGCAGCGCCUCGGCGCGCUGCUCCUCAAGCCCUGCGCUUGCUGUGGCAGGUUUGACUGCUACAGCCUGCCUGGCCAGACGUCGCAGCCGACAAGCGCUCCAAGGCACUGUGGCAAAGCGGCCGGGAGAUGCUGAGACACCAGACAAUGCCAUUGAGGAGUGGUUGCUGAGCUUAGAGCUCCCGACUCCCCUGAAGCCCGUGUUGGGCAGCUCGGCAUGGGCCAGUUUUGCGGCGUCGCUCGUGCAGAUGUUCGUGGUUGCGGGCCUGUCGGGCCUUGGCACCUUCAUUGAGCAGGGCGAAUCGCCUGCCUUCUAUGCACAGAAAUACCCAGACACCUCCGGGGUGAUUUUGGCCUUAGGCUUUGACCACAUGUACAGCUGCCCUCUCUUCCUGGGUUUGCUCGCGUGGCUUGCCGCAUCGCUUGUUGCAUGCACGGCCACCACCCAGCUGCCGCUGGCAAAGAAAGCACAGCGAUUUAACUUCCGCUCCGCCAAAGCCAUGAAGCGCAGGGGUUCGUUCCUCAUGCAGAUCAACUGUCCUGCUGCAGACGUCGAUGUCCUGGCCACUUCCAGCAAGCUGGAGCAACUUCGUAGCGAGUUGAAGCAGCGGGGCUUCAUUGUCCGCUCAGAUGAUGAGAACAGCCCGACACAGCUGGCAGCAUCCAGGGGCCUGCUGGGCAAGUUUGCGCCGAUGGUGGUACAUCUUGCGCUCCUUCUCAGCCUGGCUGGCAAUGUAGUGGGCCUGGUCUUCGGUGCCUCCAGCGAGGUCAUGAUUGAAGACGGUGGCAGGGCGGACCUUGGCAGAGUGCUGGAAGCCGGGCGCAGGGCCAAGGGGCCUCUGUACGACUUCCUCAGCCCUACGAAAGGGCUGAUGGAUGCCAUCGACGUCAAAGUGGAAGACUUCCGCAUCGAGUACAAGGACGAUGGCACAAUCGAUCAGUUUUUUUCGAAGCUAGCCAUUGAAGACUCGAAGACCAGCGAGAGGCUUUACAGUGACGAGAUAUUUGUGAACAAGCCGCUGCGCUUUGGAGGGGGAACGAUCUACCAGGCGGACUGGGGCAUCGAUAGGCUGCAAAUGUACUUGAAUGGCUACCCCAUCGUGGUGCCGUGCAAAAGCUUACCACCUGACAAGGGCGAGCGAUCGUGGGCAGCAUUCCUUCCACUGGAGCUUGUGACAGCAGAGAACCCCACGACGGUGAAGCAAAUCACAAAGCCGAAGGAAGGAAUCGUCCUGGUCCUCAACAACAUGCGCAACGUCCAG